GUCUGGAUUUCACAGAGUUAGGCUUCAGUGGGAGAUGGCGACCGAGAGCCCACAGCAACAUCUGGAACCUCCGGCGCCCAUCCAGUCGAGCCCGGUUCCCGGAGUGCUCAAGUCGGCCUUGAUCGGCCAGCACUCCCCGGCCAUGGAGCCCUCGAGCCUGGCCAAAGCCAAGAAGAGCAGCGGAGGCUUGAGGCGGCCCGAGAAACCGCCUUAUUCCUACAUCGCCCUGAUCGUGAUGGCUAUUCAGAGCUCACCGACCAAGAGGCUGACACUGAGCGAGAUCUACCAGUUCCUGCAGACCCGCUUCCCGUUUUUCCGGGGUUCCUACCAGGGCUGGAAGAACUCGGUACGGCACAACCUGUCCCUGAACGAGUGCUUCAUCAAACUGCCCAAGGGUCUGGGCAGACCCGGUAAGGGUCACUAUUGGACUAUAGACCCGGCCAGUGAAUUCAUGUUUGAGGAGGGCUCCUUUCGUCGUAGACCCCGAGGGUUCCGCAGGAAGUGCCAGACGCUCAAGCCCAUGUACAGGAUGAUGAAUGGCCUGGGCUUCGGCCCCUCGAUCAUCCCCCAACCCUUCGACUUCCAGGCACCCGCCGCUUCUCUCGCCUGCCACGCCAACAGCUACAACCUGGAGAACAGCCUCAGCAUGAUGAGUAACUCACUGUCAGGGAGCUACGAUGGACUCAGCAGCGGCCACCAUGUCCCCCAUAUGUCCCCCAACCCCGGGUCUACUUACAUGGCCAGCUGCCCCGUGACUUCAGGCGGCGAGUACGGCGCAGACAGCAGCAGUAGCCCGGUCCCUUCUUCUCCUGUGGUGGCCAGUGCUUUGGAGUGCCAUUCUCCAUACUCGCCCUCAACUGCUCCUUGGUCAUCGUCAGCGACAUCGCCGUACAUUAAACAGCAGAGCCUGAGCCAUAUCAACUCUGUUCCCUCCAGCCUCCACUCCACCAUGUCAUCCUACUCGCUGGAACAGACAUACCUGCACCAAAAUACAAGGGACCCCGCAGAAAUUACAGUGGGGCUACCUCGCUAUCAGACUCAUUCCUCGCCUGUGUGUGACAGAAAGGAUUUUGUGCUCAAUUUCAACGGGAUUUCGUCUUUUCACCCCUCGCCCGGCGGAUCAUACUAUCACCAUCAUCAUCAAAGCGUAUGUCAGGACAUCAAGCCUUGUGUCAUGUAAACAUUUGCACCCACCUUAAAUCAACUCUCGUCUGUGCCUAUCUCUGAUCUGUUUUGAUUAUUCUGAUUCAUACAAAAUAAAACCAAGACAGGACACGGCACUGGUAGAGUUGGGAGAUUGAGCCCGAACAUGUCGUUCAAGAAGUAAAAAACAGGGGGGACUGUGGGAAGCCUGUGGGGGACGCCUCAGUAUUUGCACAUCUGCAACUCUGUUGCCGAUUUUUGCUUGAGUUCUUUUGGUCAAAACAAGGAAUGGUUUAACGUCAGACGAACUGUCCUGUUGAUUCUGCCCUUUAGCCACGAUGAAAAAGGUGGUGCGUAUGCCAGACGCCUCGUUAUUUUAACAACGUUCAGUUCUUAUAUCAGUAUUAAAGAGCAGGAUGUGUAGUAUGAGCAUUAGCGUACUGUAUUUAUGUAUAAAUUUUGAAAUCCAAAGGUCAGACUUGAUGCCAUGUCAGUAUUAGACACUGAUUUGAAACUUUUUUUGCGAGGACAAUACGGAUUUUUACCAUAAUCUAUAACAAGACACAUGUAUGUAUACACGCACAUAAUGCUUUUUUUUAUAAAUAAAUACAUUUGAAUAUAAUUGCACUUGAAAAAUGUAUACUUUAUGAUUUUUGCCAAAACAUUUUGAUGUAAAAACUAAGUUCAAUAAACAUGUAAUUCGGA
Rhincodon typus (whale shark) is the source of this 1848-nucleotide messenger RNA. RefSeq names its product forkhead box protein F2. The transcript has 2 exons. The record is from RefSeq and is a predicted model, not a curated record. The coding region runs from base 35 to 1180 and encodes 381 amino acids. Gene Ontology annotation, molecular function: DNA-binding transcription factor activity, RNA polymerase II-specific; RNA polymerase II cis-regulatory region sequence-specific DNA binding. Gene Ontology annotation, biological process: regulation of transcription by RNA polymerase II; animal organ morphogenesis. Gene Ontology annotation, cellular component: nucleus. Lineage: Eukaryota; Metazoa; Chordata; Chondrichthyes; Orectolobiformes; Rhincodontidae.